Parastagonospora nodorum SN15 is the source of this 171-nucleotide messenger RNA. RefSeq lists its product as hypothetical. The record is from RefSeq and is a predicted model, not a curated record. NCBI's taxonomy places the organism in Eukaryota, Fungi, Ascomycota, Dothideomycetes, Pleosporales, Phaeosphaeriaceae. Bases 1 to 171 code for a protein of 56 amino acids. The transcript has a single exon.
AUGAACAUCUCCACACCCACCCUCAUCUGCAUCAUCAUGCUCUUCCUCCUCGCCGCCACCAUCCAGGCCAACGGUCGGGAGGGGUGCUCGCCUGGCAUAUUGGGCUGUAGGCACAAGGGAUCGCGCGGCAUCGAGAACACGCCUGGUCACGUCGUGGUUGACGAGGAGUAG